Exophiala dermatitidis NIH/UT8656 is the source of this 1026-nucleotide messenger RNA. RefSeq lists its product as uncharacterized. NCBI's taxonomy places the organism in Eukaryota, Fungi, Ascomycota, Eurotiomycetes, Chaetothyriales, Herpotrichiellaceae. Bases 1 to 1026 code for a protein of 341 amino acids. The transcript is spliced from 2 exons. The record is from RefSeq and is a predicted model, not a curated record.
AUGCCGCGCCACGCACAAAUGCCGGAUAUGGCGCAGAUACAACGGCGAGAUAGCUUCAACGAUACUGAUUAUGAAUCCUGCCCGGUGGGAGGGCGAUGGGCCAAGUGCGAAGACGUCAACUAUCCAACAUUCAUAGGAUGCUGCUCCAGCAAUCCGUGCUCAGGGCAGAUGUGCCCGGCGGAAAACCUGUUUCCGAUGGGCUUUGGUGCGGUGACAAGUCCCGCGCCAGACUAUCCGAAUCAUUCUUGUCCGUAUGGAGGUUUAUGGUAUACCUGCGCCGCCAACACGAUACCUUUUCAAGGAUGCUGCGUGAGCAAUCCAUGCAAUGGUCAAGGCUGUCCUUCUGCGGAUUUGCGACCCGCUGCCCUCCAUACAGUCGUCGUUGCCGGAACGUCGACGUUCACAGUCCCGUCCUCGGUCUCAACGCCAGCUCCCACCAGUACAUCAAGUUCCACGACAACUGCUUGGACGACAUCAACUUUUACGCCCGCACAGUCAUCGCACAAGACAAAUACGGCUGCCAUAGCCGGGGGUGCCAGUGCGGCUGGAGUGGUUGUGCUGGCGGUCAUCGUAAUCGUGUUCUACUGUUGUUUGCGACGAAGAAAAGCAAAAGCCGCUGCCAAUUCUCAGCCGGCACAAUCGCAAGAGCUCAAAAAUUACUAUAGCCCUGCCACCAAUGUUUCCACUCCUCUACCAAACUACACCAAGUCAGCAGCACACGAUCCAUCCUCCCCUACACCCACAUAUACAUCCGGCGGGACUCCGCGAUUCCAAGAGGCCGAGCCGCAGGAAAUCAUGGGAUUGGGAUUGUCGACAGAAGAGUUUCAUCGACGGAGCAAGUCACGGACGCCCGCGCAGAGCCUCGGUUCGCCUAUUGAGUUGCCUUCUCAACGUCCUUCUGGGAUGGCGCCCGAGCUGGAGGCGGAUAGUCCACUCCUAGACUCUAGGUCUAGGCAGACGAAUGAGCGCAAGUCUACACUUCAUAACAGUACAGGAUACAGCGACUUUGGGACAGAUGGGUCGUGA